AGCUUGGCCCCUCCCCUAGUAGAUUAGUCCCCGCCUCUGGUAGUCAAACCGUCCCUAACCUAGGAUUCCCUGAGCUGGGACUAGCGAAAUCUGUCUGCACUGAUCGCAGUCGUCCUCAGUUUUACCCUCUGGGAAUCGGCCUGGAGGUGCACGUGCUGCUCUCUUCCACCAGGCCCGUUCCUGGCGCGUGGCGCGAUCCGUGUCCAUGUCCGCGGCUGUCAAUAAAGUUGCUCACUUGUUGCCGGCCCGCUACCCCGAGAGGUUGCGCGCGCCGCCCGAGAAGUCUCGCGAUAGCCAGCUGCGUCUGCCCUUGCUCUUGCCGAGCCGGCGGGGUCUGAGGUGUGGGAUCAGGGUAGCAGGCUAUGGCGCCGAAGGUUUUUCAUCAGUACUGGGAUAUCCCCGAUGGCACCGAUUGCCACCGCAAAGCCUACGUCACCACCAGUAUUGCCAGCGUCGCUGGCCUGACCGCCGCUGCCUACAGAGUCAUACUCAAUCCUCCGGGCACCUUCCUUGAAGGAGUGGCUAAGGUCGGACAAUACACGUUCACUGCAGCUGCUGUCGGGGCCGUGUUUGGCCUCACCUCCUGCAUCAGCGCCCAGGUCCGCGAGAAGCCCGACGACCCCCUGAACUAUUUCCUCGGUGGCUGCGCCGGAGGCCUGACUCUGGGGGCACGCACGCACAGCUACGGGAUCGGCGCCAGCGCCUGCGUGUACUUGGGCAUAGCGGCCUCCCUGGUCAAGAUGGGCCGGCUGGAGGGCUGGGAAAUGUUUGCAAAACCCAAGGUGUGAGCCCUGUGCCAGCCGGGACCUCCAGCCCGCAGAAUGCGUCCAAAAAUAAAUUCUGUGUCUAUGUGUG
Messenger RNA from Mandrillus leucophaeus (drill), 855 nucleotides. It is a transcript of the gene NDUFA11, whose product is annotated as NADH dehydrogenase (ubiquinone) 1 alpha subcomplex, 11, 14.7kDa. The transcript has 4 exons. The record is from RefSeq and is a predicted model, not a curated record. The coding region runs from base 363 to 788 and encodes 141 amino acids. NCBI's taxonomy places the organism in Eukaryota, Metazoa, Chordata, Mammalia, Primates, Cercopithecidae. Gene Ontology annotation, biological process: mitochondrial respiratory chain complex I assembly.